AUGGGUGUCUGGAUUUCGCGGCGCAAUUUUAACUACAACAUGUUUAAGAGAUACAAUGCUCUCAGACUAAUCAGAGCAGCCUUGGAGAUAUCAGCCGGAACCGCCAUUUUAUCCCGUAUUCCGGAAUUUUGGAGGGACCAACCCAGAUUAUGGUUUAAGCAACUAGAAGCCAUAGUAGCACCACAGAAGCAAGGAGACGAUUACAAGUACUAUACGGUCAUUGCAAAACUGCCAAAAGAAGAAAUAAUACAGGUUAGUGACCUCAUUACUUGCCCACCGCCAAUAGAAAAGUACAAGGCUAUCAAAGAACGCCUAAUCAGUUGCUAUGAGGAAUCAGACCAACGUCAGCUCCAAAAAUUAUUGUCUGAAAUGGAUCUCGGCGACCAGAAACCAUCACAUCUUCUGCGCAAGAUGCGGACCCUGAGUAACGGAAAUAUCAGCGACGAAACCAUCAAACUUCUAUGGUUGAGGCUUCUGCCACCAUCAGUGACUUCGGUUCUAGCAGUCACAGAAGACAUAGAUGUGAACAAGAUGAGCCAGAUCGCGGACAAGAUAUUAAUAAAUUCAACACGUACAGAGGUGUCAGCUGUAAACGGAAACAAAUCUGGCGACGAUACAAUGUCAUGCAUACUAGCACAGUUAGCAGAAAUGCAAUUGGAACUAAAUGCAAUUCAGCAAGAUGAAAAGCUCUCUGCUGAAGAUAUAGCGAGGCACCCUGCAUGGCUGAAGUUGGACGCUAUGGACUGCGGGGACAGUGCAGCCGACCGUAUUAUUGGUGGAUUCAAUGCUGGACUGGGCGCCUUUCCCUGGAUAGCACGGCUUGGAUACAUUGAGGACGAUGAAGUAGACUAUAUGUGUGGAGGAGCCCUCGUCUCCGACCGCCACGUGGUCACCGCUGCCCAUUGCGUCCAGAAAUCAGACUAUGGACCUGUCUUAACCGCAGUCCGUUUGGGCGAGCAUGACACACGGACGAACCCAGACUGUGAACUGAAAGUAUGUGCACCUGCAGUACAGGACCGAGGUAUAAAGAGGAUCAUCAGCCACCCUCUGUUCAACAAGCCAGCCUUCCAUAACGACGUCGCCAUCAUCGAGCUGGAUACACCAGUUACACUAAAUAAUUACGUGGCCCCCAUCUGCUUGCCACGUACAGCUGAACAGCUGGCGAACUUUAAAAUAGGAGAUGAGAUGACAGUCGCCGGUUGGGGCAAAAUGAACAUGACCACCGAGGAACGAGCUAAUGUGUUACAAUUUGUUAAUAUACCAGUAGUGUCCCCUGCGAUGUGUGAUUCGUUCGGUAAGGCAUUCAAAUUGUUCGAAUCUGAAAUCUGCGCGGGCGCAGAACACAAUAAGGACGCUUGUGGUGGUGAUUCGGGAGGUCCACUUAUGAAGAUAUACCGGGUAAGUUCGGGUACCUUUGACCCUGCGGGGUUACUUUGA
Spodoptera exigua (beet armyworm) is the source of this 1437-nucleotide messenger RNA. NCBI's taxonomy places the organism in Eukaryota, Metazoa, Arthropoda, Insecta, Lepidoptera, Noctuidae. The record is from the annotation of a GenBank genome assembly.